UACCAUUAACAACCAAAUACAAAUGGUGUCUUAGCAACUAACUGCAGCGGAACAUGAAACUAAAUCUGAAAAGAAUACAGUGAUCUGGCAGCUGGCAAUGUGCGUCUGUAAGUACCGUGGAUGCAACAGAUAAAGAAAACCCUCAUCAUAGUAAUAAUGGUCAAGUCAACCGCAAAGUAAAGAAACUGAUUCCCACGUGGCCAUGGCCUCCUACUCUAGAACACCACUCACCCCUUCCCCAGGGGGCAACACCAGGAAGGAAAAUAAAGAACCAAACCAAACAAAUGAAGAAAUGAAUAGCCCUGGAAGGGCAAAAACCCAAAGAGGGGAAAGCCAGGGAAAAACAUGCAGUCAACAGUGCAGAUCCAGAAAAAGCACAGCCAAGUCACUAGAAGACAGGAAUCUGAUGUCUGCGAAUAUCAGGCGCACACACCGAAGCUCUGUGUCGGACCAAUUGAUUUCCCAUGAGCAGGUUAGCAGUGCUCUUCAUGAGGAUAGGACAAACACAGGGCAUGAAUACAAGAUCCCCCUGCCUAUCAUGAAACCGUGGCUGAUGGAGAAUAAUAAGCAUGGGAUGUACUAUGAUCUUGGACACUGCCUACGUGCUAAUAUAUUUCCAGGGAUGCCCAUAAGAGCUUGCAGUUUGGUAGAGGAUUCUUACACUGCAGAAGUUAACAGAAGAGGAAUAAUGGAUAGAAACACCAGACAGCACUGGCAUGGAAGGAAGACUGAUGAUUUAGCCACCUGGUCCCAAAUACUAAUGGAAAGAUUUACCACCUAUAAGAACCUGGAGAACCUUCUCAAAACGACCCACAAAGUUUCCAUGCAGCCUAGAAUGUACGUUAAACCAUCGCCACCUCUGCAAGCACCUAAACCGCCACCUCCGCCGCAGCAGCUGAAAAAGAGUAAAAAAAGACUCAUAGACAAGAGUGAGAGAAAACAGAUACAAUCUCCUGCUCAGGCAGAAUUCAAGAAAGAUGAAGACUUCUGGGCCUUUUACGAUACACCCAUUAAGUAAAGUCAUUUUUGAUUAGCAGUAACUCACAUUUGGAAGAAUAUAACAUUAAAAAAUGAUCCGUACA
Molecule: messenger RNA, 1082 nt
Organism: Xenopus tropicalis (tropical clawed frog)
Lineage: Eukaryota; Metazoa; Chordata; Amphibia; Anura; Pipidae
Gene: cimip4
Product: ciliary microtubule inner protein 4
Exons: 5
Coding region: 203-1018 (271 amino acids)
Source: RefSeq, a predicted model, not a curated record